This is a messenger RNA of Paramecium octaurelia, 657 nucleotides long. Lineage: Eukaryota; Ciliophora; Oligohymenophorea; Peniculida; Parameciidae. The record is from the annotation of a GenBank genome assembly.
AUGUAAAAUAUUGCAAUUGUGAUUCUUAAUACUAAAAUCAAUCAUAAGGUCUUCGAUUUUUAUUACAACCAAAAUGUUUUCCUUAUUUGUGCAGAUGGUGGUGCUAACAGACUUUAUGAAUACAAAAAAGAAAUUAUUCCUAAAUGCAUCAUAGGUGACCUUGACAGUCUUAAACCUGAAAUCCAACAAUAUUAUCAAUCUCACAACUGCUCUAUUAUUAAAGUCGAUGAUUAGGAUACAUCAGAUUUUGAGAAAGCAAUAUCUUAUCUAUAAUAAUUAGAUGGAUUUCAACAUGUCAUCAUUAUAGGUGGUUUACAAGAGAGAUUUGAUUAAACAAUAAAUUCCUUGCACACCUUGGCUAAAAUUAACUUCACUGGUCAAAUAAUAAGUGAUUACUCAAUUGUUCGAUAUUUUAAGGAAGGUUUUCAUACUUUUAAAUUCUCUGAAAUUGAACAAGAAAAAGGAAUUAGCUUAUUUCCAUAAGGAACUUAGGCCAGAAUCAAUACAAAAGGAUUAAAAUGGAAUGUGACUUAAGACAACCCCCUUAUCUUAGGUAAAUUCCUAAGCACAUCCAAUGAGGCUGUUGAAAAGUAACUUGAGUUCGAUUCCCUCGAUAACUUUUUCUUCGUGACUUAAUUGAAAGAUCAAUACAUCUGA